Molecule: messenger RNA, 882 nt
Organism: Penicillium roqueforti
Lineage: Eukaryota; Fungi; Ascomycota; Eurotiomycetes; Eurotiales; Aspergillaceae
Exons: 2
Coding region: 1-882 (293 amino acids)
Source: RefSeq, a predicted model, not a curated record
AUGAAUACAUCCGACUCAUUGGCGCCGCCUCUGAGAGGCUCCAGCACCUCUGGGGGAGCCAAAAACAGCCACUCAUCGUCACGCUCGCCCACAGAUUCAGCUCUGUCAUCCUCCUCCAGCAGCACCCGGUCCCACUCAAGCUCCUCGACCCGAAACCACGAGCGUAACCAGAACCAACCUCAGACAUCAUACCAAUCCACCGAAUCUACCCCAAUCAACACAGCCGGUCCCGCGGGGCGCAAUUAUCAGUCUACAGAGCAAGCAGACGCCUCCCAGCUCAAAGACCAAUUAAACAACGCGAACCCUGGCAAUGCCAGCCAAUCAACCACCCAAGACUCGGCCCCCGAGCCCCAUCAGUCCUGGUAUAGUCGAUUCGCAGAUCGAUACGGCAGUCUCGAGCUAGAGAACAAAGGCAGUGUGGCCCGCGACCACCUCGCAUUAGAACGAACCUUCCUAGCCUGGAUGCGCACCUCCCUAGCCUUCGCCUCAAUCGGCAUCGCAGUAACGCAACUCUUCCGCCUGAACAGCGCCUCCACAAAGACAAAAACCAACUUCUUCGACCCAGCAUCCGGCUUACACGCAGGCAUCCUUCCACCGUACCUCGACUCGUCAGGCUACGAUUCAGCCGACCUCCACACCUCCUCUGCAACCGCCCGUCUUCGUAGCGUGGGUAAACCCCUCGGCUCCACUUUCAUCGGCGUCUCGAUCCUUAUCCUUAUGAUUGGCUUCCACCGCUACUUCCAGAGUCAGUAUUGGAUUAUUCGGGGGAAGUUCCCGGCUAGUCGGGGUAGUGUGGCACUUACGGCGUUUGUGGCUGCUUCGCUGAUUAUUGCUACUCUUGCGGUUAUCUUGGCGGUCUCGCCGGGAGCCAUUGAGAAUUAG